AUGGAACCAAAUGCUAAACUUUCAACUACUACUGGCACUGCUUUGAUUGAUGUUGCAGUAUACAUAAGACUUGUCGGACGGUUGUUAUAUCUUACUCAUACGAGACCUGAUAUAACAUACGCAGUUCACAAGCUAAGCCAGUACAUGUCUGCUCCUACAGACACUCAUCUACAAGCGGCUUAUCGGGUUUUACGCUAUCUGAAGAAUGACCCUGCUCAGGGUCUCUUUUACUCAGCUUCGUCUCAGAUGAAACUUACAGCAUACUCAGACGCUGAUUGGGCUGCUUGUCAGGAUACACGUCAGUCUAUUACCGGUUACUGUGUGUUCUUGGGAGAUUCACUGAUCUCUUGGAGGUCGACGAAACAACAGACGGUGUCAAGGAGCAGCUCUGAAGCAGAGUAUCGCGCCAUGGCAGAUGCCACUUGUGAGCUUAUUUGGUUGACGACUAUAUUGACAGAGAUGCACUGUCCACCAUUGGCCCCGGCGACCUUGUUUUGCGACAACCAAUCGGCUCUGUAUAUUGCUUCUAAUCCAGUCUAUUAUGAGCGAACAAAACACGUUGAGAUUGACUGCCAUGUGGUUCGUGAGCGCUUGAAGAGUGGUUUCUUGAAGACUCUACAUGUUAAGUCUGCACUACAGCUCGCGGAUGUUCUUACCAAGGCAGUCCAACCAGGUCUCUUCAAGAAUUUGAUAGAAAAGAUGGGAAUACAUAGUUUAUGUCUUCCAUCUUGA
This is a messenger RNA of Brassica napus (rape), 732 nucleotides long. RefSeq names its product secreted RxLR effector protein 161-like. The coding region runs from base 1 to 732 and encodes 243 amino acids. The transcript has a single exon. The record is from RefSeq and is a predicted model, not a curated record. NCBI's taxonomy places the organism in Eukaryota, Viridiplantae, Streptophyta, Magnoliopsida, Brassicales, Brassicaceae.